AUGUUCGCGAUAUUUCUUGAUGAACUUGGCUGGCGGGAGGCGUCAUACACAUUACAUUUAUCCAGGAAUAUGCUUUUCGAAGGGCUUUUUCGCGAUAUUGGGAAAACGUUUUCAUAUUGCCUGCCAUAUCUAUGGCUGGGGGUUCAGGUUUCCUUUCGCGCCAACCUACGUUUCUUCGGACUAUACCCAAAAACACACUUUCCUUUGAGAGGAAAUCUUUUUAAACAAAGGAAGCCCCUGGGCUACCCAUGUAGCUGCACUUACCUCCCCUACUACGCUCCCUUCCUUGCCAUCACAGCUUACGCCACCUUCGUUAGACAGGACAGAAAUCUUUCAGGUUUAUAUGCUAACAUUUUGAUAUUAGAAGACGAAGAUUUCCCGCCGUUGGCUCCAGCAUCUAAGCCAAAUUACGACAAACAACCUACGGACCCCAUUCGUCUGCCAAUUAGGAAUUCUCUUCCGGGGGAAUCAUCGCUGACCUCAAGCCGGUCUGGAACUCCCGCUGUGCCGCCUGGGUUCGGCUUACCCCAUGCGCAUCCACCUACAUCGCUCGUUCGUGAAUCCAGAACGUCAAGUCCUUCACUCCCAAAGACUCCUUUGACCAUAAAUCCACCCCCAGGACUAGUGCAUCCUCAAGCAUUUACAGAGUCGAAUGCUGCACCUGAAUCAGCACGAGAUUCUCCAGCUACUCCCUUGAAACAGUCAGUUAGUAGAGCUGCCGAAGUAUCUCUCGGGUCUCCCAAGUCCAAGGCUGGCAGCGCUGCCAGAACCAGUUCAUUAAGUGACACUUCAUCAAAAACACACCAAUCAUCCAGCCACGGGAAAUCAAAACCCUUAAAACUUGAUCUUUCGACAUUUGAGAAGAUUCGCGAACCUGUCUCCAAUUCGACUCCCGUGCAGAGUGUUGCACCGCCGGCUACUUCUUCAGGCGGUCCAGAGUCUAGACCAGAUACUCCAGGGACCAACUCUCGUACUUCAAACUCUCCGGCUCCUCGCCAGCCAAGGGUUUUACGAGUCGUUGAUACGCCGAAGUCAGAGCAAACACCACCUACAACAUCGACAAGCACAUCUGUAUGGGGCGUGAAACAACGACCAGGAAUACAUAAUCUCUCUUCUGUCAGCAGACCAACAACACCAGUCGGCUCUGAGUAUGAUGCCCAAACGUCCGCCUCAGUUUCUCGAGCGAAUUCGCCACCACCAUCUAGAAUUGGAUCUGCGCCUGUUCGAACGGUUACAAAGAGUCAAGUGAAGAAGGACAGGAAAUUGAAGGCCAAAAACGCGGAGGCCAAAAAAGAUGAAAUUCUGCUAGCCACUGCAGCAGCCAACAGCGAGACUCAAGCCCCGAUCAUCGGUCGUAAACGCAAGACGAAGAAGGCACCAAAGCAGCCAAAUGGUGACGUUGAUAACAACGCAUCCGACGGAGAACAGAAAGAAUCAUCAAGCAAUGAUGCAGUGAAGUCUCAAACGGAACCUGAAACGCCAUCUAAGUCAAAUCAGGAGGAGCUGCAGAAACAAGAAUCGAAAGCUCCAGGAGAAAGCGAACCAUGGCGGGAGAAUAACACCCUCCAGCAAAUGACAAUGGAUGCCGAGUCGAAAGGUGUACCGGUCAAAGAUCUCUUUCUUGAGCGUACGGCACCUCUUCCCACGCUCCUUGGGCAGCUUCAGCAACUUGGAGGUUUUGAUUUGAACACCCACUUACUUUUCAACCCACCAAAUCUCGGCCAGCGCACAGAUAUGAAAUGCAAUGCCGACGACUACGACAUGCUGCACAAUCCACUUGAGCUGACAGAAGAGCACCGGAAACAGCUCCUCCGUGGUGAACCUGUACGUAUUAACAAUGGUGAUCCCGAUAAACUCAAGCAUCGUGCCCUCAUCACACCUAGCGGCUGUAUUCUCCGUCAUCUCUCCGCCGAAGAAGAAGACCGGUAUCUAGCAUUGGAGAAGAGCCUCUCGUCUGUUCUAGACGUUAUUCAGGAUUCUUACCCCUCCCUUCUCAUCUCCGAGCCCGAUAUCACAAACCGCGGAGGUGGGUUGGAUGCCCUUUUCGCUACCCCUGAGAAGUUCAAUAUUUGCUGGGUUGAUGAGGACUCAACUCGAAACGGUCUAGUGUCCAGCAUCACCGCCGAAGGCUCAUCUGCGAUCCUGUCCCACUCGCCGCAUGCAAACAAUGGGGUAAACACAUCCACAUCCGAGCCUGAGAUGGUGCGUUCUCAUAAUUGGGCUAUUAGUAGUGGCGGCGAAACCGUCCCUAUUCGUUCGUCUGCGUCAAAGUUGAUGGGUGGACGUUGUCCUAGCUUUGGCCCUGGCCUUGAAGAGCUAAUGAACAUGCCUGAUGUUGAACUACGAGCUAUGAUUAACGCUUCUCAGACUGAGCUGGAUGUAUCGAGGCGGGAAGUUGAUGCUAUCGACAAGAAAGUUAUGGCUCUAGUUAAGAGAAACAAGAAGCUUGUUCAGCAGGCUUUAGCAGCUGCAGCAGAGUCAAUGGCCCAGUCGCAGUAA
This is a messenger RNA of Trichophyton benhamiae CBS 112371, 2499 nucleotides long. RefSeq lists its product as uncharacterized. The coding region runs from base 1 to 2499 and encodes 832 amino acids. The transcript has 2 exons. NCBI's taxonomy places the organism in Eukaryota, Fungi, Ascomycota, Eurotiomycetes, Onygenales, Arthrodermataceae. The record is from RefSeq and is a predicted model, not a curated record.